GCGAACACAGACCGUGAGCCGCUUCCCUCCCGGAGCGAGGAGAGACGGAUGAGACGCAGCAGCAAAAAAUGCAGAAUAAAAGCGUCGGAGGCUUUUCCCAGUGAUCACGUGAAGAAGAAACAACAGUGGAGCGGUGGAGGAAAGUUUCCACGGACAGAGAAGUCGCGAUCAUCGGAUCUGAGUCUGCGGCGGACCCGACAAAGGAGACACGACAAGCCAGGCAUCUGGUGGAUGGGGGCGAAAAUGGAGGUGAACAGAAGAGAGGUGCCUCUAUAUGGACAAGUGGAGGCCAAUGUGAAGUUACCAGCCAGCGCUCCUGAAGACGCAGAGUUUUAUGCUGUUGUUCAAGGCUCCAGACUAACACAUGUGACGGCAGCGAAAAGAGGAGAUGAUGGGAUGAGCCUUUGCUUCACAGUUCCCGGUCACGACCUUGUGGAGGUUGCCUCUGUCACAUCCUACUUUUAUGCAGAGGACCGAGUCAGGCCGUGCGAGGGUAAAACAUCUCUUGAAUACGUCAGGGAUGUUGCCCAGGAAGCAGCAGAGUACCUGAGUGCACACAGGGAGCAGCUCGGCACCCAGAGCUACCUGGAGGUCCUGAAGAGGUUUCCUCUGCUGCCUGAAGAGGAGCUCUCUGUUGGAGGGUUAGACCGCGAUGAGGGGGAUGCAGAGGAGGUGCAGCUCAGAGAAAGCAGAGGCAACGAAGUGGGUCUCAGGCAGCUGGAUGAGAAGAUCGCACAGGCGAUGGCCAACAUGGAUUACCCUCAGCAGUGGAGAAACAUUGACUGUCAGCAAAGGGAAGUUGCUGAUAUUCAGCCCAAAGAAACCCUGCUUCACCUGGCGGUGCGUCUGGGUUUGGUCCAUCUCUCCCGUUUCUUAAUUCACCAACCGAGAGGUCAAAGGGCAUUGACCUCGCCCAAUCAGGAGGGAGACACCCCUCUGCAGCUGGCUCAGAGGGACGGACAACAUGCCGUGUUCAGGGUGCUGGCAGCCUCUGCGGGUCCCGGAGUCGGCCCCGCCGCAGGUGUGUGUAGCCUGUGGUCCGACAGCUCCCGCACGCUGAGGUUCUGUCCCGGGACAAACUCUCUGACCCUGACUGUGCGACAGGCCCCCGGCAGCUGCCCUCAGGACGACAUCAUGGUGCUGAGAGACAGACAGGAAGACCACAGCAUUGUCAGACUGAUCAGUGUGCUCAGAGCUGAUAGUGAGGAAGAGGAGAGAAGUAAAGAUGAAGUACUUUCUGUUGAUGAAGGCAUUAGCAAGGAGCUGCGAGUGGAACAGCACGUGCUGGUGGACAACGUUUUUGAAGAGCAGCUUGUUCUGUCUUUGGACGACGAUGACGAUGAUGAUGUAAAAGAGUACCCAUCGUCAUUAUCUGCCCAUGAUCACCCUGUGAAGUCCGCUGGAGUCGAGAGCCAUUUUACCCAGCAUGCCACAGACCCUCUGCUCUCCAUGUUCGACAUCAACGAUCAGAAAACCACACAUCGGACGCAGCUGGAUGAUGUUGACCUCGAGUACAGCGUCGGUGGAGUGACGAGCGACAGCACAGGGACGGACAGCGGGUUAUGGGACGCCGUGGACACGCAGGAUCUCCUGCUCACCACUGACACUCCUCCGCCCUGUCCGGAAGACCUCUGCCCCCAACUCCACAGCUCACCUGCCGACCAGGCCCUCGCCAAGAUGAGCUGUCCCACCUCCUUUGAGCCCGCCGACGAGAGGGACAGUCCGCCCAUGGACGCCUGCGACCUCAGUCCCAGUCUAGUGGCUCUGGAAGUGGACAGCGAGGAGGACAGCGCCGACAUGAAGUCUCCGCUCUCCCCGCUCUCAUCAGACGUGGAGAAGAACGAAGAAGACAAAGGAGACGCCUUUUGUCCCUCCGCCGACCUCACAUGCACUCGCAGCAAGUCGGCCUCUGCGGCAUGCGAACCCGCCACUAAAGAAUUGGACAACCAGGGGAUCCGGCUGCGUUCCUAUUCCUGCUCCGCACCAAAAAUCAGUUUGCGGCCUGCUCGUUUUGCCCGGGACAGUCCCACUUCAGACAUCAGCCCUGAUGCCGUGCUCCACAGUGUCAGCCACAGCCGAUCUCUCCUUCAGGCCCUCUCUCUGUCUAAAUCUCUGUCUCUGCUCCACCCUGGUAAGCAAAGAGCCUCCAGUAUUUCAGAGCAGUCACAUGAGAAAAGGGAGAUUAGGUUCCGUAGUCGUGCCCAGUCUGCGGAUGACGAGGGCAGCAUGGAGCUGGCAGAGUCGCUCCAACACCUCACGCUGUCCGAGUUCCUCAAAGAAAUUGAAGAGGAGGAGCUGGAUAAGUACAGCAUCCCAACCAAAGCGGAGUCAGAGAAGUACAAAGUCAUCCGCACCUUCAGUUUCCUCAAGAGCAGGAUGUCCAGCACACGCAGCAAGACCAAGGGGAAGGGGAAGGACAGAGAGGCCAAGGACAGGCAGCAGAAUGGACAUCGGUUUGGGACAGGGUCCUGUUUAGGCCCCACCAUCUGUGUGGUGUGUGACAAACCAGCGUCUGGAAAGGACCUGCUGCAUUGUUCCAGUUGCACUGCCAUCGUCCAUAAGGGCUGUAAGGAAUCUUUGCUGCCGUGUUUGAAGAAACAGGAUAAAUAUGCUGUAACGACGGUGAAGAACAGGACAGCAUCCCUCCCACAGAACUUCACGGUGAGAGACACUUCUCCGCAGUGUGUGAUCCCCAUCUCGACCUCUCUUCCUGUCAUGACGCCGAAGGACAAGAAGGACACGGUGACCCAGUCAAGCUGUUUGUCUGGAAGUUUCCCCAACAGUGACAGUCGGCUCAGUGAGAGUUCAGAGACAGAGUGGGACGCCGUGAAGGGGCUCAGUCAUUCCGAGGAGCUGCCGACUCCGACGUCCUCCACCUCCACGGACUCAUCCUUCGGUGAAGACUGUGUGGACGCGUGUAUCCAAGGGGACAUCUCGGCGGAUGCUGCGGAUUACGAGGCGGAGUCGUGGAGCAGCACUGUGGAGCACAAGUUCUGCAAGAAGCUCGACAAGCGAGCGGUCAAGAGGCAGGACGUCAUCUAUGAGCUGAUGCAGACCGAGCUCCACCACCUGCAGACGCUCAACAUCAUGGCCAAGGUUUUCCGGCGAGGCAUGAGGGAGGAGGUGCAGCUCGACACAGAAGCGGUGAAGCGGGUCUUCCCCUGUCUGGACCAGCUGCUCCUCUUGCACCACGGCCUCUUCGCCGCCAUGAAGGAGCAGCGGCACGGCUCGGCCCAGCCGCAGGGGCACAGGAACUACCUCAUCCAGCGAAUAGGAGACGUCCUGCUCCAACAGUUUUCAGAGGAGAGUGGCGAGCACAUGAAGCAGGUGUAUGGAGAGUUCUGCAGUCGUCACAACGAAGCCGUCAGCUUUUUCAAAGAACUACAGCAGCACAACAAAAGGUUUCAGAACUUCAUCAAGCAACAAGGCAAUAAUUCCUUGGUGCAACGGAAAGAGAUCCCAGAAUGCAUCUUGCUGGUAACCCAAAGGAUUACAAAGUACCCAGUGCUGCUGGAGAGGAUCCUGCAAUACACUCAAGCGGACACAGAGGAAUGUGCCGACCUUUCGAGAGCCCUGGCUCAGAUCCGGGAGGUGAUAGCAGCCGUGAACUUGAAGGUCAGCGAGUACGAGCGGCAACAGAGGUUACAGGAGGUGUGGAGCCGCAUGGAGAACCGCAGCUCGACCAAGCUGAAGAGCGGACAUACCUUCAGGAAGCAGGACAUGAUGGGGCCGGGACAAAUUCUCACGCACCAGGGCCUGCUCCUGUGGAAGACUGCCACCGGUCGACUGAAAGACGUCCUGGCGCUCCUUCUCACAGACACGCUCAUCUUCCUGCAGGAAAAAGACCAGAAGUACACGUUUGCCGCUGUGGACCAGAAACCUCCAGUCAUCGCACUGCAGAAGUUAAUAGUGCGAGAAGUGGCAAAUGAAGAGAGGGGGAUGUUUCUGAUCAGCGCGUCAUCUGCGGGGCCAGAGAUGUACGAGGUCCACACGUCGUCCAAAGAGGAGCGGAACGCUUGGAUGAGGCUCAUUAGAGAGGCUGUGGAGAGCUGUCCGGAAGAGGAGGAGGAGUACGCGAGUGAGUCUGAGGAGGAGAAGCGAGCUGCUGAGGCUCGUGUUCAGAAGAUUCAUAAGCUCCAAGAGAGUCUGAUGAGCCAGGACCAGCAGAUCUGCUCCAGCCUGGAGGAGAAGCUGCAGAUCUACACCGAGCUCUCUGCUCUGCGUGGGAGGACGGGCGCCUCGGCGGUCGAGCGGCGGCUGCUCGUCCAGCCGCACUCGGAGGACGUGCCCCAGGCGGCCGAGCUGCUGGUUGCAGCUCUGCAGGAGGCUGAAACCCUCAAAGCCACGUUGUCAGCCAAGGCCCGUUCUCAGUCCAGCCCCAGCCCGGACUCUGACACGGACUCGGUGUUCGCUGUCACCCCCGCUCCGCGUGUACAGCUCCCCUCGGAUUCUUCAGUCCCCUCACCCGAGACCCCCGAGGCCGCGGAGAGGAGCUGGACCCAGGCCCUCGUUCCUCAGUCCCCGGAGUCGGAUGACAUUGACUUGAAGGUUGCUCAAAGUGUCCAAAGCCUGACGCAGUUACUCUACAGCCUGCAGGCUGCAGUGACCAUCCAGGACAGCUGCUACGAGGUCCAGAGGCUCCUCCUCCAGGAGAACGGGCGCCCGUCGCCGCGAGCCCAGCGACCUCACCUCCCGAGCGCCCGCGGCAACACCCUGCAAGAGCAGGAGAAGCAACGCAACCUGGAGAAGCAGAAGGAGGAGGUGGUGGCGGCUCAGCGGCUCCAGGACCGCCUGCGCCAGGAGAAGGAGCGCUGGGACAGGGAGUGCCAGGCCAGGGAGAGCCAGCAGGGGGAGCAGGAGAGCAGGCUGGAGGAGAGGGAGAGGCAGUGCCACCUGGAGGUGCAGAGGCUGCGGCGCGAGAGGGAAGAGCUGGACGAGCAGCAGGAGGAGUACCAGCAGAGCCUGGAGCGGCUCCGGGAGGGCCAGAGGAGCGUGGAGAGGGAGCGAGAGCGUCUGGAGAGCCAGCAGACGCUGCUCCAGACGUGGACGCACGGCCGCCAGAGGAGCCUGCCCACUGUGAUUCCACACAUGGUCAUACCCCUAGAUGGGCAGCAGGACUCGGCACCCAGUCAGUCAAGAGACCUCGGCGGUAACGGCUCCAUGUUUGUGAACGAGGCCGCGUUCGCCAGCACCAGCAUCAACAACCGCCACGUCCACCACAAAAAGAAUGACCCCAGCAAACAUAAUUGUCUCAACACCCUGCUGGCCAGGUCCAACAGCAGACAGCCCCCCAUAGCUAAGACCCCCCAUGGUCCUCACUCCGACUCCCAGGAUUGGAUGAUGGAGACGGGAUACCUCUACAGCCCUGCAGGGAAGCUGGGACUACAGCACACACCCCCUGAUCACAGCAGUCACAGCUACAUCGGGGAGACCUGGUUGUCGAGGGCGAGUGGAACCGAUGUGUAUCCGGAGCUCCCGCAUCCCAGAGACCCUCAGCUGGACCUCAGUGCGCUGGUUUCCUUGGAGACUGACAGUGGGGGGGAGGAGGGCAGGGAAGAAACCAUAGUGUACCUCUGAAUAUCGAAAAAUUCGAGACUCUUAAAAAGCCAACCCAGCACUAGGAGGAAGAUAUAGACAUUAAUGGAGGCCUAAGCACCGAGGAAUGGAUCGGGCGGCCUCAGAAAGCUUUUCCCUGUAAAAAAUGUUCUUUUCAUUUUUCUUGUAUAUUUAAAAGAUUGCUGUGUGGUCUUUUUUUGUGGGGUGGAGAGUUAUUGGAAAAACAUAGAGAGAAACUGAGAUAAGGAAACUGAGGUUGUUUCAGACUCAAUCUCAGAUGUGUCAUGCACCUUAACUCAAAGCCCCACCGGGUGUUCACUGUCUCUUUGCUUUCUGUUAUUUGUGUUUGUGCGUGUGGUCUAAAUUGUCUGCCUGGGCCUCUGCAUCCGUUCUUUUCCCUCUCACCCUUCCUCAAGUCCCACAAAUCUCAUCUCUGGAGCAACAUAUUUAUUAAAUGUACCACAGGGGGGGAGAAAGUGUAAACCCAAUAUCAGCAAAAACAUCAGGCUGCAUCUCUCCAGCGGGGGAUUGUCCUGCCAUAGAGUAAACUGUCUCUCUGUCACUUAUCAGACAGGCUCUGUUUAUGUACGAGCAUAAUGCAAAGCACAAAGCAUUAGAAUUGAAAGAUGAGGCACGACAGCAUCAUUCCCAGUUAUUCCGACUCACUGCCUGUAGCCAUCAAUAUUACUUCUUUUAUCGGAAGAAUGUUUUUUCUUGAUAGGAAAAAUAAGCUCAGAUGUGGAUUUUAAGAAAGAUGUUGCAGCUGUAGUAAUAUCUCUCUGGUUUAUCACGGCGCAGCAUUUCCACCACAAAAGCCUGAGAAAGCAUCUUUCCAGCCCAUCUGCACAAUGUAAAAAAAUGUUGUGUUGCAAAAGUUUUGUUUUCUUUUAUUCCUGCUUCAUAUAUUUCUUGGGAUAGUAAUGUCUGACAGUCAGUUGCUCCUGCACUUGAAAAACGACAUAACAGAUUGCCAUUACAUUUUGUACAAAUUUUCUUUGCACUCACAUUCGCACUCACUCACACUCAUUCAACACAAACAUUUGUGUUCACCCCCGGAUGAAUUACAACAACUUGUCAUCGCUUCACUUUUCAUCUUGAGCUGCAUGUCCAGGUGAAACUUUGUAUUUGUCCAGUACUUUGGUUUAUGCCCAAAUACCUGCACAUGCCAUUCCCCUCAGAUUCAACUGUUCUCUGUCUCUAGUGCUUAUCACCUGCGAUCAUGCAGAUAUGUUAUUUGAAGAUGGUGAACUCUGUAAACAUUUGACCUGCUAACCAUCAACAUGGUAGUAUGAAGAUUGAGAGGGUUUUUCUGCUGAUAUCUGCAUCACAUCCAGGCAUGGCUUUAGUAUCGAUAGAACCUUUUUAUUUGAAUUUUCUGCCUUCACUUAAUGAAAAGACCAUUUAACUUCAUCUUUAUUUGUAAAGGUGAGGUCCCACAUAUUCAAAUGUUUCAUUGAUGAACCGUGGCCUCGCGUUGUCUUUCACUCUGUGAGAGCAAGGAGGCAAAUUAAACCUCUGCUUCCUCUUGUGAAGUGAUUUGGAGUUCAAUUUUGCUAAACUUUGGUCAGCGAUAUUCACUUCAAAUUUGCGAAUGUGUGACUGAGGUCUUAUUCUUAAAUUAUCACCCAGUACAAUAUGAAGCUGUACCUGAAACCCCUCAUUCUUAAACUUGAAUAUUCACAUAGUCCAUCCAUUAUCUAUAGUGCUUAUCUUUUAGCGGGUAGGCAGGGCGGCUGGGGCCAAUCCCAGCUGACAUUGGGUGAGAGGCACCAUGGACGUGUCCCCAGUCCAGCACAAGUCCAACAUACAGAGACAAACAUCAAUUCACUCUCACUUUCACAUCUGCUGUCAAUUUAGAGUCUCCUGCUAACCUGAACUGCAUGUAUUUAGACUGUAGGAGGAAGCUGGAGUACCAGCACGAAAACCCAGACAGACACAGGAAGAACAUGUGAACUCCACACAGAAAGGGCCCGGCAGGUUCCGAUGCAGAACAUCUUACUUACGUUGUAUAUUUACUUCUUAUUGCUCAUGGGGGUUUUUGAUUAAAGAGGUCCCUGCAAUGCUUUAGGUGUUUUUAACCAACACUAUAAAAGAUGAAUUGAAUUAACAUUGCAGUCUUCUAAUGGGACAAGAAGGCAGUGGCAGUGUUUUGAUGUGAUUUUGGUACCGUGUCUAUAUGUGUGUGUGCUUUUAUUUAUUUAUUACAUUACAAAAGAGUUAAACUGUUUGUGCUUUGUGGAGGGUUGUAUUCUAAAUAGGAGCGUGCCUGUGUAAACUGAUGAAAGGGUGUUUUUCUUGUUGUUUACUCGUGUGUUAUAUAUGCAGACACAGCUUUAUUGAUAAAAUUACUUUUGUCGAGCUUGAA
Messenger RNA from Platichthys flesus (European flounder), 7921 nucleotides. RefSeq names its product Rho guanine nucleotide exchange factor (GEF) 28a (gene arhgef28a). The record is from RefSeq and is a predicted model, not a curated record. NCBI's taxonomy places the organism in Eukaryota, Metazoa, Chordata, Actinopteri, Pleuronectiformes, Pleuronectidae. Gene Ontology annotation, biological process: regulation of Rho protein signal transduction. Gene Ontology annotation, molecular function: guanyl-nucleotide exchange factor activity. The transcript is spliced from 36 exons. Bases 49 to 5577 code for a protein of 1842 amino acids.